Molecule: messenger RNA, 1188 nt
Organism: Pestalotiopsis fici W106-1
Lineage: Eukaryota; Fungi; Ascomycota; Sordariomycetes; Amphisphaeriales; Sporocadaceae
Exons: 5
Coding region: 1-1188 (395 amino acids)
Molecular function (GO): O-methyltransferase activity
Source: RefSeq, a predicted model, not a curated record
AUGUCAACUUCAGAUAUCACCAAGCUCAUACAAGAGCUCAUGGCCGCAGCAGUCUCUCCACCACAAGAUGAGAACCUCCGCAAGGAGCUUUACGAAGCAGCUCAGCGCUUGAGUCUAGCUAUCGAGUCGCCGCACGACACGGUAUACAGAGUCAUCUAUUCGCCCAUGAUCCUAAGUGUUGUUCAAAUCGCGAGCAAUAUGAAGAUAUUCACAACUCUUGCCGGGAAAUCGAGCCCCUGCUCUGCUAUAGACCUGGCUUCCCCUUCGGGAGCAGACCCAGUCUUCACAGCUCGGAUUGCGAGAUUCUUGGCAUCACAUGGGUUCAUCACUGAAGUGGAUGAGGACGUUUACCAGUCCAAUCAUUUGACAACCACUCUCAGCAUUGAUGGUUUCCGUGCUGGCAUCAACCAAGCGUUCCAAGGCAUUGCCCCAUGCCUUCAAGUUGCUCCUCAAUUCUUCAAGAACAGCAACUAUGCCAACCCAAGCAAUGUUGUCGAUACCCCCUUCCAAAAAGCCUUUCAAACAGAGCUACCUGCAUUUGUCUGGAUGCAAAGUCACCCUGAGAUCGUGGCAGAUUUUGGGCUUUGGAUGACCGCAGUCCAUAACGGCAAAAAGGCCUGGAUGGAUGUCGUCGACUUCACAGCCUUGGUCGGGGAAGCAGAUGCCGAGAUGCCUGUCUUUGUGGAUGUCGGCGGCGGUGUCGGAAGUCAGUGCGCCCUACUCAAGGCCAGGUUGCCCAACCUUACUGGACGUGUGAUUUUGCAGGACCUUCCGGUCGUAAUCGAGCAUCAUGCACUCCCUACAGACGGUGUCGAGAAGAUGGCUUUUGAUUUUUGGGGCGAGCAGCCGGUCAAAGGUGCUAGGACGUACUACUUGAGAAACAUCAUUCACGAUUACCCAGAUGAGAAGGCUCUCGUACUUCUCAAGAACACCAUCGCCGCCAUGGGUCCGAAAUCUGUGCUUCUUAUCGAUGAUAUGAUCAUCCCGAACAAGGGCGCUCAUCGACACGCUACCGAGCAAGACAUGGUUAUGCUGACAACUUUGGCAUCGAUUGAGAGAACGCAGAAGCAAUGGGACAUUCUACUAUCCUCUGCUGGCUUGAAAGUGCUGCAAAGAUCGGUAUACCUUGAGGAAACCGGUGACAGUCUACAAAUUGUUAUUCCUGAGAACAAGGUCAUAGACUCAUGA